Verruconis gallopava is the source of this 7079-nucleotide messenger RNA. RefSeq lists its product as uncharacterized. The coding region runs from base 219 to 6974 and encodes 2251 amino acids. The record is from RefSeq and is a predicted model, not a curated record. Gene Ontology annotation, molecular function: zinc ion binding; nucleotide binding; DNA binding. Gene Ontology annotation, cellular component: nucleus; epsilon DNA polymerase complex. Gene Ontology annotation, biological process: mitotic cell cycle; leading strand elongation; nucleotide-excision repair, DNA gap filling. The transcript is spliced from 3 exons. NCBI's taxonomy places the organism in Eukaryota, Fungi, Ascomycota, Dothideomycetes, Venturiales, Sympoventuriaceae.
CCCACGCGACGCGCCGUGCCUGACUGGGUAAUUCACUUCCCAGUCUUGCUCAUGCUACACGGCCACACUCUGCUUCACAACACGUCUGUCCUGCUUCAAGGCUGACUAGUCCCCAAUCGAGCGUGCAGCGAACAAUUGCAGCUUAACGAUGAGCAUACGUUGCUGAACAGGCGCCGGCUUCCACACUCGUGUCCGACGCGCUACAAACACGUCCCACCAUGCCUGUACGAAGAGCUGGCCAGCCGUAUAGACGGCUAGGCAAGAAUGGCCAGACAUCCUAUGGCUCCAAAAAGAGCCAGCCAGUCGCGGCAACCUCGCUGCUGGCCACAGAACGCACAUCCUCUUCGGAGAAGUUUGAGUCGAUCCGUCUUGCGAACAGUAUCGACGAGUCCAUGGGCUUCGCGCGGUACGAUUCGGGCCCCAAACGCGCAGGUUGGCUCGUCAACAUGCACUCGACGUCCAUAGAGGAUGAAAAUGUGCCCGGCGGCCGAGCGGGCGUUGAUUUUUACUUCAUCGGUGAGAAGGAGGGCGAGACGUUCAAAGCCACGCUCGAGUACGAGCCGUACUUCCUGAUCGCAGUGAAGCGUGGGAGGGAGGCUGACGUCGAGGAAUGGCUGAAGCGUACGGCAGAGGGCGUAGUGCGCAGAAUCACAAGACUGGAGAAGGAGGAUCUUCAGAUGCCCAAUCACCUUCUGGGAUACAAACGAACGGUGCUCCAGCUAAAUUUCGCGAACGUGGGCGAUCUGCUUGCGGUAAGAAAGAUCAUUCUACCUAUCGCGGAAAAAAAUAAGAAGAAUAUGAAUGCGAUGGAUACGUAUGCUGAGAUGGCGAGUGCAAACGCUGGAUUCGACAUUUUUGACGAGAACAAUGAUUAUGAGAAACGAAAUGGUGGCAUUGCCGACGCGAGUGAUUUCAUUGUCGAUGUGCGAGAGUACGACGUGCCGUAUCACGUUCGUGUAGCAAUUGAUAAAAAUAUACGAAUUGGAAAGUGGUACUAUGUCGAAGCCAAACAUGGCCAUAUAUCAUUAAGCUGCAUCGAGGAACGGCUGACACGUGCCGACCCUGUAGUCAUGGCGUGGGAUAUAGAGACGACGAAGCUACCGCUCAAGUUCCCCGACGCAACCAUUGAUCAGAUCAUGAUGGUAUCAUACAUGAUCGAUGGCCAAGGUUUCCUGAUAACCAAUAGAGAAAUAGUGUCGGAAGAUAUUUCGGACUUUGACUACACGCCUAAGCCCGAAUAUGAGGGUCCAUUCAUGAUAUUCAACGAGCCUGACGAGAGGGCGCUCAUCGAGCGAUUCUUCGAACAUAUCAAAGAAGCCCGACCAACAGUCAUGGUCACGUACAACGGUGACUUUUUCGAUUGGCCCUUCAUGGAGGCUAGGGCGAGUGUUCUUGGGAUCGACAUGUACCGAGAAAUUGGCUUCCGCAAAAACAGCGAGGAUAUAUACCAGUCGGAUUACUGCGCACACAUGGAUGCUUUCGCUUGGGUCAACCGAGACAGUUACUUACCCCAAGGUAGUAGAGGUCUGAAGGCCGUCACGGUCGCGAAGCUCGGUUAUGACCCCGAUGAACUGGAUCCUGAACUCAUGACGCCGUACGCAAGCGAGAGACCCCAAACACUAGCAGAGUACUCUGUUUCCGACGCAGUUGCGACAUAUUACUUGUACAUGAAGUACGUACACCCGUUCAUAUUCUCACUGUGUACUAUAAUUCCUCUCGGUCCCGAUGACGUUUUGCGAAAAGGAACGGGCACAUUGUGUGAAAUGCUUCUCAUGGUGCAGGCUUAUCAGAAGAACAUCCUCCUGCCCAACAAACAUGUUGCUCCAAGGGAAGCAUUCUGGGAUGGCCAUCUUCUCGAGUCUGAAACAUAUGUUGGAGGCCAUGUCGAGAGUAUUGAAGCCGGUGUUUUCCGCAGUGAUAUACCCUGCAACUUUGCAGUCGACACCAAAGCUGUUGAUGAACUGCUUAGAGAUCUGGACGCUGCGCUCAAGUUCUGCAUUGAGGUAGAAGAGAAGAAGUCGCUCGACGAUGUGGAAAACUAUGACGACGUCAAGCGUCAGAUUGAGGAACGGUUGCUCCAGUUGAAAGAGAAGCCAAAUCGGAGCGAAAAUCCGCUCAUUUAUCACUUAGAUGUUGCGUCUAUGUAUCCGAACAUUAUGACGACGAAUCGACUGCAGCCAGAUUCUAUGAAGCAAGAGUCCGACUGUGCAGCAUGUGAUUUCAAUCGGCCAGGAAAGACCUGCGAUCGAAGACUGCCGUGGGCAUGGAGAGGUGAAUUUCUGCCCGCGAAGCGAGACGAAUACAACAUGAUCCGCAAUGCACUGGAGAAUGAGCGCUUUCCUGGACGGGGCCCCAAUGCACCAGCAAGAACGUUCCAGGAGCUGUCUGCAGAUGAGCAGUCGACUUUGGUUAAAAAACGUCUGCAAGAAUACUGCAAGAAGAUCUACCACAAGAUUCACGACGCACGUACGAUUGAACGCGAAUCGAUUAUCUGUCAAAGAGAAAACCCAUUCUACGUUGACACCGUCAAAGAUUUUAGGGAUCGACGCUACGACUUCAAGGGAAAGCAGAAGGUGUGGAAGGGGAAAACGGAUGCGCUCAAAUCUGCUGGCGCGCCGGCUUCUGAGAUAGAGGAGGCGAAGAAGAUGAUCGUGUUGUACGACUCGCUGCAGCUGGCUCACAAGGUCAUCUUGAAUAGUUUCUACGGCUACGUCAUGCGAAAGGGUUCGAGAUGGUAUUCCCUUGAGAUGGCAGGCAUAACGUGUCUGACUGGAGCGCGCAUCAUUCAGAUGGCCAGACAGCUCGUUGAGCGGAUAGGUCGUCCGCUCGAACUUGACACAGACGGUAUUUGGUGCAUCCUCCCCGCCACAUUUCCGGAGAAUUUUGCGUUCAAGCUUAAGAAUGGAAAGAAAAUGGCCAUUUCGUAUCCGUGUGUCAUGUUGAACCAUCUGGUCCACGCGAGGUUCACGAAUCACCAGUAUCAGACACUAGUAGAUCCUGUUACUCUGCGGUAUGAGACUCACAGCGAGAACACGAUCUUUUUUGAGGUGGACGGCCCAUAUAAGGCUAUGAUUCUGCCGACAUCGAAAGAAGAGGACAAGAAUCUGAAGAAACGCUAUGCCGUGUUCAACCAUGACAAUUCGCUUGCCGAAUUGAAAGGGUUCGAGGUCAAGCGCAGAGGCGAGCUUAAGCUCAUCAAAAUCUUCCAGACCCAAAUCUUCAAAUUCUUCCUUGAGGGCACUACACUCGCAGAAACAUAUGGUGCCGUAGCACGGGUGGCAAACAGGUGGCUGGAUGUGCUGCAUCAGCACGGAACAACUCUGGCGGACGAGGAGCUAAUCGACCUAAUUUGUGAGAACAAGAGCAUGACAAAGACUCUAGAAGAAUACGGUGCACAAAAGUCUACAGCUAUCACCACGGCGAAGAGGCUAGCCGAAUUUCUUGGUGAACAGAUGGUGAAGGACAAGGGAUUAAAUUGCAAAUACAUCAUUUCAUCUCGGCCUCGCAAUGCUCCUGUCACCGAGAGAGCUAUCCCGGUCGCGAUUUUCUCGGCCGAUGAGCCUGUGAAGAAGUACUACCUCAGGAAGUGGCUGAAGGAGGACCCAGGAGACAUGGAUCCGCGAACUGUAAUCGACUGGGAUUACUAUCUUGAACGUCUAGGCUCCGUUAUUCAAAAAUUGAUCACAAUUCCGGCGGCGCUGCAAAAAGUCAAGAAUCCGGUGCCCAGAGUUCCUCACCCAGAGUGGCUGGAUCGUCGCAUCAGGAAUAAAGAGGACAAAUUUCAACAGAAGAAGAUGACGGAUAUGUUUGACGCAAGAGAAAAGCCACUUGCCGAAGCAGACAUCAAUACUCUUGCCAACCGUGGGGCCAUGGACCUCGAAGACUUCGGGUCAUCAAAAACACCACAGGCGAGGAAAGCUACCGUAACCAAGAUCGCAUCGAAUAAGAGAAAGGCGCCCGAGCCGGUGGUUACGGUUCAAGCGGACCCAUACGCCGCGCUGCCGGCAAAAAUGCCGAAUAUCAGUGAAGACUACUCUAGCUGGUUGAAAUACCAGAAGCAGAAGUGGAAAAUUCAGAAACAACAGCGCGCGCGUCGACGACAACUUUUCGGCGAGAGGAGGACGGAUGCGGCUGAUGCGAUUGGGAGCUUCUUUCGUAAUCAAGCCGAGAUGGUGUACAUUAGCACUUGGCAGCUGCUACAGCUGCGCGAGACGGAGACACCGGGUGAAGUACGUGCCUUCGUCCUGAUCGACAAGAAGAUCCACAGCAUCAAGGUGAUUGUACCACGAACAGUCUAUCUAAAUUUGAAAAGGGAUGAACUACCCGAUGUCAGUGUCGCGGGAGUUGAGGUCGAGAAGCUCACUAACUACACGCUACCAAAUGGCCAUCCUAGCGUGCAUUUAUUCAAGCUUACGAUGAGUGAGCAGACAUACGUUACCGAGGCGAAGACUCUGAACAUGCUUUUCAACCAUCCAAGUGUUGAAGGUGUGUACGAAAAGCAGGUCCCACUUCAUAUCAGGGGUGUUUUGCAACUCGGCAGCGUGUGCACAUUCGACGAGACACAGAAAGGCGUUCUCGGCAAAGGUCUCGAGCAAGGCUUUGAUUUGGGUGCCCUGAAGAAGGUCAAGAUGGACAAACCGUACCUAGCUGAGGCCCCCCUUAAAUACUUGUUUCUGUAUCACGUCAUUGCCGGAGAGCGCCAAAUCUUUGCUCUUUUUUCAACCUCAUCUGAGCGGCCAAAUGCCCAUGUGGUUGUGUUGAAUCGAUCGAAAGACGUGCAAGGCCUGCCAAACAUGGAUAGGGUCUACCGAGAACUUUUGGCCAAGCGAUACGAAGAAAAUAACGGAGAGCCAUGGCAAACGUGCUUUGAGUAUCCUGAGGAUAUACACUUCAAGACGGUGCAAGUCACCACAAGGCGCAAAGCACAUCUUGAAGUGGGCGACGCGAUCAAGCGUAUGAGAAAUGAGGAGAAGGACAAAGCGCUAGUUCUGGUUGUGCAGUCCCAGGCGACACGCCUGCUUUCCCAUGACAUUCCUGUGAUGAAGGAAUUUCCCAUCAUUCCGCUCAAGAUCGAUGAAACAGACAAGCAACUCCCGCCUCUAGGCUGGCAAAAUUUCAUUGCAAAAAGGAUGGUGAUGCAUUACCUAACUGUCGGACAGUGGGUUGCGCAUCUCAUUGAAUUGUCAAGAUAUGGUGAUAUUCCCCUCUGCAACCUGGAAGGGCACGAUCCACGAUUCUUGAUCGACGUUGCAUAUGCUAGGAGGCUGCAGCAAGAGCGUAUCGUGUUGUGGUGGAGCUCAGGACCGAAGCCCGAUCAUGCAGGCUAUGAAAAGGACGAUGUGCUCAGUGCUUUGGAGAACGUGGAGAUGCCGUCGAUUAAUCAGCCAGGCACAUACUCGACCGUUUGUGUAGAUCUGAACGUCCGGAACCUCGCCAUCAACACUAUUCUCGCAUCUUCACUCAUCAACGAAGCGGAGGGUUCGGAUUCCAUUUCUUUCAACCCAGCAACAAUCUCGACGGACGGGACUUCAGACAGCAACUCCUUAGUCAUACACUCCGAUAAUGCGUUCGCAACGGCAGGUAUUCUUGUUCUUCGCGAACUGGUCAAGGCAUGGUGGGCUGAGGCCUGUGCCGACAAUCAGAUGGCGGACGUCAUGGUUCAGCACUUGGUUAGAUGGGUGGAGAAUCCAGGAUCCUUCCUUUAUGACCGAUCGUUGCACUAUUAUGUUCAAAUGAUGUCUCGCAAGGCCUUGCAACAGUUGAUGACAGACUUCCGGCGAGUAGGAUCAAAUGUAGUCUACGCGUCCGCGCAUCGUCUGCUUCUGCAAACGACUAAGGCAGAAGUUGGCAAUGCAUAUGCCUACAGCCAGUACAUCCUUAAGACCAUCAAGGCGAAGCCGCUUUUCACCUUCUUGGAGCUGGAGAUAAAGGAAUACUGGGAUUACUUGGUGUGGUAUGACGCCUUCAAUUACGGCGGCAAAGGAUGCACUGAGGUCGCGGGAGCUGAUGAGCAGAAACUUGACUGCAUCAUGAAUUGGCAGUUCGCAACAUUUUUACCUCCCAUUUUACAGCCGGUAUUCGAGGAAUGGGUCAUCGCUUUCAUCGAUCUCAUGCACGGACGAAAGAGGCCGCAGAAUACUGCGCCUGACGGAACCGCGGCACCAAGACUGACGCAGAUUGCGUUCAAAAAUCUUACGGAUACCGAAGAGCUCGUCGACCCUGACGACCAAGAGAGAGACUUUCCCAAAUCUUUCACGAAACCGCUCUUGAAGCAGAUCGCAUCCUUGAUUCGCCGCCAACAGUCCGAAGUGCUUCAUGCCGAGCUUGAGGCGGACUGGCAGUUUCCGUCCUUGCCUGGUUCGCAUCUGAGGAACCUCACGAAUCCAGUGCUCCAGCUGGUUAAGAGCAUCACGCAGGUCCUUUCUCUGGACAAGGGACUCAAUCUCCCCGCACGUCAGCUUCGCGCACAACUCCUUAACUUAUUCGAGAUCCGCGAGUUCAGCGCCGCGGCUUCCUUCCAGAACCCGUCCGCAAGCGUAGUCAUCCAUGGCUUGGUCUGCGAAGAGUGUUGCAGUGUCCGUGACUUGGAUCUCUGCCGUGACGCCGACAUCCUGCCUCCAUCGAACGUUGGACUUGACAACCCGGUGGCGGCACAGCAAGUGGCCAGCCAAAUCAAAUGGCGUUGUCUUACCUGCUCAUUCCCAUUUGAUCGUCUUCGCAUCGAAGAAAAGCUCGUCGCGCGAGUUCAGAGCUAUGUCAUGAGCUGGGUCAGUCAAGAUCUCAAGUGCGCCAAGUGUUCGAGGCUACGGGGCAGUAACGAAUUCGCCGAGCACUGUGGGUGCUCUGGGGUUUGGGUGUGCACGGUCGACAAGGAGCAGAUUCUCAGACGGCUACAAGAGCUGGAAAGGGUUGCGGAAUGGUAUGGUUUGGGUAUGCUGGAGAGAUGUGUGAAGGAGUUGGAAGAGAGCAUCUGAUUCUUUACGCAAUAAUGAUCGAGCAUUGGAUGGUGUUUCUGCAUGUACGGGUAUUUGAACGUAGAUAACGUCACAAAAGGGCAUAAUAUGAAGCUUUUAAGAACG